AUGACUUCAUGGCAGAGUGUGAUUCAAGAUAGGAUAGUGAAUUCUGAAUGUAUCAACGGGUUGGCUGUACUGACCGCAUACCAUACCAAAUGUAUCUACAGUUACGGGGAACUCGCUCAACUCUCCGAGAUUGACGCUAGCGAGUUUCGCCAUUUAUCAAACAUAUUCGAUACAACUACGAUUACAGAAUCUACGAUAAAGUUACCGAAAAUUGCGAGAAACUAUGUUGUGUUUUACAAGUCGUUAUCAAGCCUCCAUGCAAUAUCGCCCCAGAAGAAGUAUCUGACGCUCGCUAGUUUCCCCCUGGGGAUCAUUCUCAUCACAUAUACUUCCCAAGAAACGAUCAAACAAAUAGAAGAUUUCGUCGACAUACUCCGCCGAUAA
This is a messenger RNA of Paraglomus occultum, 384 nucleotides long. The record is from the annotation of a GenBank genome assembly. NCBI's taxonomy places the organism in Eukaryota, Fungi, Glomeromycota, Glomeromycetes, Paraglomerales, Paraglomeraceae.